Puccinia triticina is the source of this 219-nucleotide messenger RNA. RefSeq lists its product as uncharacterized. The coding region runs from base 1 to 219 and encodes 72 amino acids. NCBI's taxonomy places the organism in Eukaryota, Fungi, Basidiomycota, Pucciniomycetes, Pucciniales, Pucciniaceae. The record is from RefSeq and is a predicted model, not a curated record. The transcript has 2 exons.
AUGGUAAGACCGGAAAAGGCCAACCAGUACUUUCCAGUUUUAGAUUCGAUCCCUGAAGAAGACAAACAGGAGAAUGCCGAGAUCAGCAAGAUCCCGGCUGACGACUCCGACAAUGAACAUGAGGAUGUUGUAGACCCAGAUGAUGCUGAAGCCCCGGUACCUGAGCCGGGAUGGGAGGACAACAAUGACAAUGGAUAUGCCUUCCCGACCAAGUCUUGA